AUUGAUGUAAACUGUUCGUUCAGUCGUUGGAAAACAAAUUCAACUAGAUUAUUAUUUUUUGCUACUUCCGAGCCAGACAUCACAUUUUUGGAACCAGCUGCUGGCUAUUGGGAGCACUGCAUUGUUUCUAAACAAUAUCCUGAUUUUACACAAUCCAAAAACAUAUCAUUCGAUUUUCCUAUCAAGUCCCUCUGGUUAGCUAUUUUCCUCCUCUGAGUCGGAUAAUUCGCAGGUUUUCUGCUAUUUAAAUUAUUCCCACAGUGCGCCCAAAGUUGAAACAGACUCAGGCAAGGCACUUGCCAUCCAAAUUUAUUCCCGUUAUCGAUUCACCAUCUCUUGUUAUUUGACUAGUUUAUGUGAGUGAGUGUGGUAAGAAGGGACUGAAAAAUAGGACACUGUUCAUUUAAUUCAUUCCAUUUAUUUCACCCGUUUUGUCCGUUUGUUAAUAAAACACGCAAUUUCGCCGAGAGAUAGCCGAUUUGGGAUUAAUUCUGAUUACAUUCGACAUUGAAAAAUAAUGAGGAAAAGAUAAAUAGGCAAAGCUUUAAUGUCGCAGAUCCAUUGAAUUGGAAUUCCGGUCCGUUGAUAACUUAUCUCUCCUUUUGCCUGUAUCUUUUACCAUUACCACUGAGGGGAAAAAGGUAAAUUUCUCGCUUUCUGCAACAAAGUGGCUCACUGAAAUCCCUAUACUUUGUCGUAUCUCUUUUUGGUGUUGCAGUACUGCAACCAUUUAAUUUAUAUAAUACAUUCGAUAGAGUUGUGCUGCUGUUGUUGUUGUUGUUUUUUUUGUGGUGUAUCCAUUCAAAGUGGUGCUACUUUUAAAAUCUAAUUAGUGAUUCUCAUUUCUAUUAUUCUUUAAUCGCUGAAUAUCCUUACUGCUGGCGCACGUGAGAACAUCAACAGAUUGAUAGCAACAGUGGAAUGAACCCUACACCCUCAGACGUCACUGCAAUGAAUCCAAGUGCAACUGCGGAUAAUGGACUAUCUUCUGCUACUGAGGGAGGCGCGGGAUUUCUCUCUUUCGACAGUGCUGGUGCGUCGUCUGGCAUAGAUCAAGACUGGCAGAUGGAGAACGGAGAGCCAGAGAAGACGUCAGAUGAAUUGAGGCAGGACUUGACUCAACUAGAGGACGAGAUAAACACGCUCAAACAAGUUCUACAUGUCAAGGAGAAGAAGGCGAAUGACAUUCGUGGCAAACUGGGCAUCACUCCCAUCCAGCUGAUCAGCGACAGUUUGUAUGGGGGUUUGAGUGGGCUGAAAAACAUCGCCUCCUCCGAGACAGUGCAGAAGACGUCCGAGAACGUCAAGUACUUCGGAAACUCCUACCUACUCGAAGGGAGCAAGAAUGCGGCCUCAUACACCAAGAGUGGAUUGUCCAACCUCAGCACAGGCAUGAUAAGUGGCAUGGGCUCUAUCAAGAAUUCCAAGAUAUUCUCAUCCAUGUAUGGCUUCAAACCCAAUGCGGCUGAGGAGGAAAAGUUUGUGGAAGUGAUCGCACCCCCUGAAUACUCUUCAACUGGCGAUACUCAAAGUGGGGGUAAUGAAAAUAACACCGGCACGGCUGACGCAGCAGGUGCAAGCUCAAACCAGACUGAAAAUAGUACAUCCAGUUGAGAAAACGAAGAAGAAACAAAGAAUGAUUGGAAAUAUCAAAAUCAAAUACUUAAAAUUGAGUGAAAUACUUAAACUUGAGUACCGAGACAGUGUCGGGAUAUUUCGUCGAUGCUUUUUAAAUUAUGUAAACUAAUUUUUUGGAAGCUGUGAAUGACCAUAUUGCCUCAAAAUUGAUGAUCUGUUUUUGUGCGUAAAGUAUUGGGCAAUGCUGUUAUAUACUAAAAGAAAAUAGACGACUCGAGCGAUGUUGCAGUAAAGUUUAGAUAAUGUGUAUCCAUGUGUACAAUAUUUCCUGUUGAGUUUCUAAGAGAUUUUGUUAUUUGAUCUGAACUACUUCAUGAUAUUUUUUAGUGUAAGCUGUGUAAGUGUUGUAUUUCAAUGUAGCGAGCGAAUGUCCAAUCUAGCAUGUUAGUUUGUAUUUAUUAGAAAUAAAAUUAUUUCAAGUUUU
Messenger RNA from Symsagittifera roscoffensis, 2062 nucleotides. Its product is annotated as tumor protein D53-like. The transcript is spliced from 4 exons. Lineage: Eukaryota; Metazoa; Xenacoelomorpha; Acoela; Convolutidae. Bases 922 to 1614 code for a protein of 230 amino acids. Gene Ontology annotation, cellular component: cytoplasm. The record is from RefSeq and is a predicted model, not a curated record.